Onychomys torridus (southern grasshopper mouse) is the source of this 5403-nucleotide messenger RNA. It is a transcript of the gene Susd6, whose product is annotated as sushi domain containing 6. The record is from RefSeq and is a predicted model, not a curated record. NCBI's taxonomy places the organism in Eukaryota, Metazoa, Chordata, Mammalia, Rodentia, Cricetidae. The coding region runs from base 736 to 1647 and encodes 303 amino acids. The transcript has 8 exons.
CCUCCCCCUUCCCCCCUCCGCGGGGCCUCCCCCGCCCUCCCGGUACAGCUGGGCCAGUGACGCUGGCGCGGCGGCCGCGGCGCUCCAUCCAUCCUUCCAUCCAUCCGUCCAUCCAACCAACCUCCGAAGCUGGCCCCCGCUCGCGUCCUGCUCCUCCCGUAGGCGUCCGACCGCACGAGCCGGCCCAGGGCACGCCAGGCGUCGCGGGGUCCCGACCGGGAGUGCAGCAGCCGGCCGGGCGGGCGCGCGCGUGCAGCGGCGGAGCGGGUUCUGCGGCGGCGGCGCGGGGUGCUGCGAGCGCCCUCCCCUCUUCCCCGGAGGUCUCGGCGCGGACUCCCCCUGGAGGCCGGAGUUGAGACUGCGCUGUAAGGACAUUGUAGCAGUGGCAGCCUAGAAUAGAAGGAAUAUGAAGAAGGAGUGCCAGCACUCUUGGACCAGAGAUGUACUUGGGCAGCCUGCCUGCUUUCUCAUUUAGUUGGGAAAGUGGAGGAGUGAAGCUGGCGGUGGGCCAGGCCUGCACAAGACAGGUUGAGCUUCUCCAGGGGAAGACCUCCCUCUCAAUCCACUUUUGUGGUUCCAUGAUUAUCUGCCUAUUGUUGAUGACUGAAAAGUUUAAGGGCCAGUCCUGAGGUGAAGCUGCUCCUGGCUGGCUUUGGGAUUCUUACUUCUGGAUUUUAAAGCCUCUCUUUUUUUAAAUAAAUAAAUAAAUAAAUAAAAACAUCGGACGGAUAAAAGAUGUGCCAUGGCAGGAUAGCACCAAAGAGCAGCUCAGUGUUUGUCGUGACCUCCGUGUGGCAUGGAGUGUUCCUUCAGCUGGUGAUCCUUAGCGCUCUGUUUGGAGAUGGAUUAACCUCCGUGUGCCCUCUGCCCCCAGAGCCAGAGAAUGGUGGCUACAUUUGCCACCCCCGGCCCUGCAAAGACCCCUUGACAGCAGGCAGUGUCAUCGAGUACCUCUGUGCAGAAGGCUACAUGUUGAAGGGGGACUACAAAUACCUGACCUGCAAGGAUGGCGAGUGGAAGCCGGCCAUGGAGGUUAGCUGUCAUCUCAAUGAAGACAAAGAAACGCACACGUCACUCGGGGUCCCUGCACUGUCCAUAGUGGCCUCCACUGCCAGCUCUGUAGCACUCAUUCUUCUCCUCGUGGUGCUGUUUGUCCUGCUGCAGCCAAAGCUGAAGUCUUUCCAUCAUAGCAGGCGUGACCAGGGUGUUUCUGGGGACCAAGUUUCCAUCAUGGUGGAUGGGGUCCAGGUUGCUCUACCUUCAUACGAGGAAGCUGUGUAUGGCAGUUCUGGUCACUGCAUGCCACCGGCUGACCCCAGAGUACAGAUUGUUCUGUCGGAAGGUUCUGCACCUACUGGGAGGAACGUGCCAAGGGAGCAGCAGCUGCAGGGCCAGGGGGCCUGCUCCUCAGCAGGUGGAGAGGAUGAGGCCCCGGGCCAUUCUGGGCUGUGUGAAGCCUGGGGUUCCCAGGGCUCAGAGACUGUGAUGGUGCACCAGGCAACCACAUCUUCCUGGGUGGCCGGCUCAGGGAGCAGCCAGCUGACACACAAAGACACUGCAGACUCGGAGAACAGUGACAUACAAAGCCUUUUAUCCCUCACAUCAGAGGAGUACACAGAUGAUAUCCCCCUAUUGAAAGAAGCAUGAGGACUGCCCGUCCUCUCUCCUCUCUGCCCGUCCUCUCUCCUCCUGUGGGUUUGAGAACCAUGUCCUCUCCAGUUGCCCCACCUGGAUGCCUGAGCUGCCACCUGUGUAUCUGUGUGUACCUGAGGGCCUGCAGGCCACCCCGCUGGAUACUCAAGGAAGAUUCUCACCAUCUGCCCACUGAACAGCUGGAGGACCUGGCUCUUUGCCUGGCCCAGCCUUCCCAUCUGUCAGGGACAUGUCUGAAUGUGCUGGAUUGAAUCCUCCCUUUCCCCAAGCCACUGGGUCCCUUGCAGCCAGCUCUCUGGUGGCAGCCCCACAGUCAUGAGGGCCUGAGCACUGCUCUGUUUACUUGUGCCUUCCCCCACCCUGUCCAGGUUCCCUGUGUGCAGGUGGGUUGCUGUCCACAGGCCUUAGUGGCUGUUGCUACCUGUACAUAGGGGCUGGUCCUGGGGCUGCAGAAACAGAGUGAACAGUAAGGCCCUCAAAGCAGGAGUGACUCUUACUGGGGCCUGAGUGUGGGUCCCUGAACUUGCCCUGUGUGUUGACAUUGAUGGCAUCUUCCUUGGCUGAGGAUAGAAGGUUUGGGAAGUCGUGCCAAACCUGCCCGGCACUCAGCUGUUCAGCUCGGAUGCAGGUUCCUGACUCUUUGGAGUUUCCAAGGAGCACACAGAAGACCUAUGGGAAGGAAGAAGGUUGUCAGAUAAUGAUUGUCUUCCUAAUAUGCAAGUUCUCACUUCCUGCUUCCAGCAUUGGCUGCCUUGGCCUUGGUUUCUGUUCCUGAAUAAGGGGAAGUUGCAUGCUGUCUCCUGGAUUUCGUCCUAGGUAGCUCUGGCUUCCUUGCAGCCCACAGAACCCCAAGAUUUGCUGAGAUGCCAACAAAAGCUCAUCUGGGUUUUGGCAGUCUGAGCAAGUUGCCUGUUUCUAGGUUUGUGGUGAUGGAGGAGAGGUUGAGAGGUACAGACCAAGUCCCCCGUGGCUGCAGGCAGCUCCGGCCAGGUCCCGAGGACCCUCCUUACCACAGUCAUGUGCCUUAGUAACUAUGCCCAGGAAGUGGCCCGCUGUCCCGCUGCUCCUCUCCCUCUGCUCUUCUCCACACUCUUCCACAGAGCAUUGCUGACAAGCUGCUCUACCUGUCCUCCAGGCCUGAGAAAUGACCCCAGCACCCUGGCUUUUCCAGCUAAUGUGGGUCGGUGGGUUCCCAGAAGCCUGAGAAGUAGGCCUUGGGAGUGGGAAAGUACUGGCCUUGGAGGGGUGGGUGCUCUUCCUAUGGCACUGAAUGCCUGGCUAGCUGAGCCCCACCAGGUUUCUGCCAUCUUCAGAAGACAUGUGGUGUUAGGCUCUCCGUCGCGCACGCUCUUUCUCUCUCUCCUCUCUUUCUUCCUUUCCUUCUUUCUUUCUUUCCCUCAAGCAUCAAGGCUGGGAAACGUCAGAGCCAAUCCUGGACUGCACCUGUGAUGUUUCUCCCUGAGCCUGUCUGGUAAAAAUAGUAAAAAGCCCAGUGUAUUUAUAGUUCCUGACCCAACGGGUUAGUUCCAGGCAUCAGCGGCCUCAGAUGGGGGAAUGCCAUCCCCUACCCACUGCCCACAGCCUCCACUUACAAUGCACUUUAGUCCCUGGCAUGCCUGGUUUCCUGCCAUACCCUCGUCUCCUUUCCUCUCAGGGUAAGGGCAGUGCCUGCUGUCCCUGCUGGCCACUCUCACAUCCCCAGAAGGCCAGUCUGUUGUGCCCAGUGUCCAGUGUGGUUGGCUAGGCCUGGAGAAGGUGCUAGAACUAGAAGACUAAAGCCCAGUGGAGACAGUGCACACCUCAGCAGCUGCCGUCAGUGGUCACUAUGGUUCUCCUUCACCCUCCUCCAGAGGAAGGCAGGGCAGAGGGCCGGGAGUCUUCUGAAUGAGCCCUCUGCUUGCUGCUCUUCUGAAAAUCUGAAUUCUGCUCUAGGACUUUUUAAAAGAAAAAAGGAAGAUCCCUCCCUUUCUGUAUCUUUACUCUGGGUUUUUGCCUCUUAACAGAUUGCACUUUUUGUUUUGGAUUUAUUUAGCUACAUGGUAACUGGCUUGGCCCUUGGGUAAAAGAACCUCUUGGUGCCUCCUUCCUUCCUUCUCCCGAUCGUUAACCUGCUCUCUGGGGAUCACAAGCCAGGUCAUCUGACUGGGGGGUGAGGCCAUAUUCCCAUCCUCCUAUCACUGGUUUCAAGAAGGUCUGUUCUUAGAGUUUCCCACCUGCUGCUGCUGGCAUCUGUGACUUCCUCCUGUGUUGUUCCUUCUUCUGAAGCCAUUUCUUAACCGUCAGCCAUGUGCUGUGGUUUGGGGGGCAUCUGUACUUUGUCCCUUACAGAGGGACUGGGGGACUUAAUUGCCUUGAGGUGGAGCCUGGCUAGAAACAGGGUCAGUGGCAGGUGCCAGGCUGUUAGGCAGGAAGGAACUUAGAGCAAGUGGGAAGAAGCUAGGCAGCUUGCUUUGCUGGGCUCACCUCCAGGGACAUCCUGCAGACUUGUCCAAAAGGCAGUUGGCACCAAAGGACUUUUACACAGAGGUGUGUUUUGUUUUUUUGGUUUGGGAGAUGAUUUUGCUUUUUCAUAUGUGUGCUGACUCAAUGCAGGUUUUAUAUCCUGGUGACUUGCUGUCAUAGUCUAUCAAUUUCCAAGGGUGAAAUAAGUAAAUAGAAAAUUCCGUCCCUCCAUGCCUUAGUUUAACAGGUAGGCUCUAUCUGCCCGGGUCUGUAUUUUGUGUGAUGUUUCUAUAUUCCUGUCUCACUGGGUGAGGACUGUGAAAUGGGUGGAGUCUUGACCACUUGGUGGAUUUGUUUGCUUUUAUAAGGCAUUUCACUGUACAUUCAACAAGCACUCCAUUUGCAAAGAGAACUUUCAGUAAUUCGUCUUACCUAUUCCUCUUGCCCUCCUGCCUCCACCGCCAGCUUUACAGUCUAGAGAAGCCAGGCUACGCGACAAAGGUAUACUUUUCCUGCUCUGUGAAGUGGCCGAAUGGGGUAGAUGGCAGCUGGCCUUUUCCCUCCCAAUCCCAUCAGAGCUCUUGAAAUACUUGGCUUCCUACCUAACAAUGUCUCCUCUGUUCCUGAGGAACAUUCUAGAUUAGAAAAUGGAAUAUGCUGCAAACAUUUCUAGAUCCUUGCUCCCUUCCUCCUCCUUAAAGAGCAAAGAGAGGCUAGAAGGGACAGAUAGCAUGCCUACUACACGGCUUAAUUCCAAGUACCCUUGCGCCUGGCAGUGUGGCUGGAGCCUCCCUGAGGGGCCUGCUGGGUCUAAUGCAGCCCUAGAGAAUAAUUUUCUGGGCAGAUAUUUAGGCUGACGAUGUGGUAGCUGGUUCCCUGGAAAGCCAGAGUGGCGGAGCCAGUUUUUCUGAGAUGUGAUUAAUUUCCAGCUGCAAAUGUAGUAGAGUUUUUAACAAAGCUCCUCCCCACCCCAUCCCACCCCCAAAAAAGCUCACCGGGUGUGGUGUGGGAAAAGAGCACUUAGACUGCCAAGUAGGGAGAGGAAAUGGCUGUGGGCUGCAUGGCUGUAUGCACACUAGCCUGGCUUCUUAAGGUUGUGCACCACUAUGGGAUCCUUUGCAGAAUGGUACUCAUGUAAUGGUUUAAAACAACACAUGCAUAAUUGAUUGUGCAGGAUGUCAAUCAAUCUGGGUUUGCUUUAUUUUAUUUUAUAUAUAUAUUUUUUGGUAUCCUGUACAUUGCAGUGGGUAUGAAGAUAGUAUUUUAAUAUUUGUACAAAGUUUAAUUUAAUUUUAAUUGUUCUAUGUA